This is a messenger RNA of Magallana angulata, 644 nucleotides long. RefSeq names its product galactose-specific lectin nattectin-like. Gene Ontology annotation, molecular function: carbohydrate binding. Gene Ontology annotation, biological process: biological process involved in interspecies interaction between organisms. The transcript has 5 exons. The record is from RefSeq and is a predicted model, not a curated record. Gene Ontology annotation, cellular component: external side of plasma membrane. NCBI's taxonomy places the organism in Eukaryota, Metazoa, Mollusca, Bivalvia, Ostreida, Ostreidae. The coding region runs from base 78 to 575 and encodes 165 amino acids.
AUUCUUGUUUAUAUAACAAGAAAACCACCUUCUUAUCAUAGUCUAACGUUUCUCACACUGAUCGUUAACCGCCCGCCAUGUUGAUUGUACUGUGUCUUUGUCUUAUAUUCUCUGUGUAUUCAAAUGCGGAGAGACCAACCUCGUGCAGGAAUGGGUGGAUCCACGGGGGCGACUCCUGUUACCUGAUAAGAUCUAUGACACAGGACUGGGCAGGCGCCAAAGUGGUUUGUGAUUUCUUGGGCGCAAAGCUUUUGGCGAUUGAAACUUCAACAGAAAAUGAAUUCAUUAAAAACGAACUUUCAACUCUUGGCGUCAACCAUUCCGGAUCUGACAAAGACUUGCACUUGAAAUACUGGACAUCAGGGACAGACUUCCAGACCCCCGGGACGUGGCUCUGGGGUAAGGACGGUACCCUGGGGUUCAGUAACUGGGCCGGGGGACAACCCGUGACACAUCACUGCCUGGCCAUCGACCCCCUGAAUCAGAAUUUUUGGGUAGCAGACGACUGUGAGAAAAGCGCCAAAUUCAUCUGCGAAAUCCACCUAGCCUCUUUCCAAGAAUCGACGUUUGGAUGAAAACUUUUAAAUAUUUACGGAUGUAUUUUUGUGACGAAAAAGUAAAUUCUAUUUCUCAUGUGGAUGAAA